AGAGAGGAAAGUGACAGAAGCUGUGCAGAGGGAGACGCAGAGAGCGCGGAGCGCCCGGCCGUCACCCAGUCUCGGGGGAGCGCUCUGCUCCCCCGCCCCCGGCUCCCACCCUGUCGGGGGGGGCGCCUCACGCCCGCACCCCUGCUCCCGGGCUCCCCAUGGAAGCCAGCUGUGUCCCCGGAGGAGCAGGAGGAGGAGUCGGCUAGAUGCCCGCUGUGUGCCCGGGUGCCCUGAGCCCAGCCCGCUCUGCGCUGCUGUCCUAAGGGCCGCGCGCCCCUCGCGCCCCGCACCCGGGGCCGCGCCGCCUGCGACCGGGGCUGCGCCCGGGACCUGCCUCCCCCAGUCUGCCAGCGCUCAGGCAGGAGCUCGGGGCAGGGCGCGCCGCCGCCCUGGAGUGAGGGAGCCCAGCAGAAGGGGGUCUCCCGAGCCCGCCGCGAUGGACGCCGUCCUGGAGCCCUUCCCAGCCGACAGGCUGUUCCCCGGAUCCAGCUUCCUGGACUUGGGGGAUCUGAAUGAGUCGGAUUUCCUCAACAACGCGCACUUCCCUGAGCACCUGGACCACUUCACAGAGAACAUGGAGGACUUCUCCAACGACCUAUUCAGCAGUUUCUUCGAUGACCCCGUGCUGGAUGAGAAGAGCCCUCUCCUGGACAUGGAACUGGACUCCCCCACACCAGGCAUCCAGGCGGAGCACAGCUACUCUCUGAGUGGGGACUCGGCGCCUCAGAGCCCCCUGGUGCCCAUCAAAAUGGAGGAGACCGCCCAAGAUGUAGAACAAGGAGCAUGGGUGCUGGGACACAAACUGUGCUCCGUCAUGGUGAAGCAGGAGCAGAUCCCGGAGCUGCCCGUGGACCCUCUGGCCGCCUCCUCAGCCAUGGCCGCUGCUGCCGCCAUGGCCACCCCGCUGCUGGGCCUCAGCCCCCUCUCCAGGCUGCCCAUUCCCCACCAGGCCCCAGGAGAAAUGACUCAACUGCCAGUGAUCAAAGCAGAGCCCCAGGAGGUGAACCAGUUCCUCAAAGUGACACCAGAGGACCUGGUGCAGAUGCCUCCGACGCCCCCCAGCAGCCACGGCAGCGACAGUGACGGCUCCCAGAGUCCCCGCUCUCUGCCCCCCUCCAGCCCUGUCCGGCCCAUGGCCCGCUCCUCCACGGCCAUCUCCACUUCCCCCCUCCUCACCGCCCCUCACAAAUUACAGGGGACGUCAGGGCCACUGCUCCUGACAGAGGAGGAGAAGCGUACCCUGAUUGCCGAGGGCUACCCCGUCCCCACAAAACUCCCCCUCACCAAAGCCGAGGAGAAGGCCUUGAAGAGGGUCCGGAGAAAAAUCAAGAACAAGAUCUCGGCCCAGGAGAGCCGUCGUAAGAAGAAGGAGUAUGUGGAGUGUCUAGAAAAGAAGGUGGAGACAUUUACAUCAGAGAACAACGAACUGUGGAAGAAGGUGGAGACCCUGGAGACCGCCAACAGGACCCUUCUCCAGCAGCUGCAAAAACUCCAGACUCUGGUCACCAACAAGAUCUCCAGACCUUACAAGAUGGCUGCCACCCAGACUGGGACCUGCCUCAUGGUGGCAGCCUUGUGCUUCGUGCUGGUGCUGGGCUCCCUUGUGCCCUGCCUCCCUGAGUUCUCCUCCAGCUCCCAGACUGUGAAGGAAGACCCCACAGCCACUGACAGCGUCUACACGGCCAGUCAGAUGCCCUCCCGCAGUCUCCUGUUCUAUGACGAGGGGGCAGGCUCCUGGGAGGAUGGCCGCAGCGCCCUGCUGCCUGUGGAGCCUCCGGAGGCCUGGGAAAUCAAGCCCGGAGGGCCAGCGGAGCAGCAGCCACAGGACCACCUGCAGCACGACCACCUGGACAGCACCCAUGAGACCACCAAGUACCUGAGCGAGGCCUGGCCAAAAGACAUCGGGGAAAACGGCACCGGCCCCGACUUCUCCCAUCUCAAGGAGUGGUUCCAUGAAAGGGAUCUGGGCCCCAACACCACCAUCAAACUCUCCUAGGCCGUUGCCAAGACCCAGGACACAGGACGAACCCUCGGCACCAAGAAGAGGAGUCGUCUUGCUCACUAACCCGGAUCCGGCUUGUACCCCUGCUCCCUGAGGUCCCAUCUCAGGAGAAAGGGUUCCACUUCUCCCCAGCCCUUCUUUACCCCAGAUCUUGGCUCCAUUCCUCCAACUCCACUCCCUCCCCCUAACAUUUGGGCUGACCACUCUGUCUCACCCCUCCCUCCACAACCAUCAACCUUCUCAAACAAACCACUCACUGGGCUACCCCAUCCUUUCUCACAACAACCAACAUGACCACUGCCUCCCUGGCCCCCCCAUACACACACAAACAGACACCUCAACAUGCACGCACACACACACCACACGCGCACACACACACACCACCCCACCCCCCACUGUACAGAGACCAAGAACAGAAAUUGUUUGUAAAUAAUGAACCUUAUUUUUUAUUAUUGCCAGUCCCCUAAGAUAUUGUAUUUUACAAGUCUCCCUCCUACCUUCACCACUCCCUUGUUUUGUAUUUUAUGAAGUUAGUGCGGGCUUCGCUGCUCCCUGGCCCAGGGGAGAGGGCUCUCCUCUUGCCCGGCCGCCCCCUGCUGCCGCCCAGCCGCUGGGCCUUUUUAAUUGCCAAACCGCUUCAUCCAUCAGCUCAGCACAUGCUUUGAGAAGGCAAAAGUAAAAAAAAAAAAAAGAUGCAGCAUCAAA
Molecule: messenger RNA, 2707 nt
Organism: Talpa occidentalis (Iberian mole)
Lineage: Eukaryota; Metazoa; Chordata; Mammalia; Eulipotyphla; Talpidae
Gene: CREB3L1
Product: cAMP responsive element binding protein 3 like 1
Exons: 12
Coding region: 437-1996 (519 amino acids)
Biological process (GO): regulation of transcription by RNA polymerase II
Molecular function (GO): DNA-binding transcription factor activity, RNA polymerase II-specific; cAMP response element binding
Source: RefSeq, a predicted model, not a curated record